This is a messenger RNA of Esox lucius (northern pike), 1679 nucleotides long. RefSeq names its product fission, mitochondrial 1. Gene Ontology annotation, cellular component: peroxisomal membrane; mitochondrial outer membrane. The record is from RefSeq and is marked provisional. NCBI's taxonomy places the organism in Eukaryota, Metazoa, Chordata, Actinopteri, Esociformes, Esocidae. Gene Ontology annotation, molecular function: protein binding. Gene Ontology annotation, biological process: peroxisome fission; mitochondrial fission; mitochondrial fragmentation involved in apoptotic process.
GUUGUCACUCCAUCCAGAAAGAUGGAGGCUGUUGUUCGUGAUUUUGUUUCGCCAGAAGAUCUCUUGAUAUUUAAGGACAAGUACUCUGCCGAGUUGGCGAAAGGGAGUGUGACUAAGGAGACAAAGUUUGAGUAUGCCUGGUGUCUGAUCCGGAGCCAGUUCCCCGAGGACAUCAAGAAGGGUAUUGUUCUGCUAGACGAGCUUGUUCACAAGGGGACAAAGGAUGACCAGAGGGACUACUUGUUUUACCUGGCUAUUGGGAACUACAAAUUGAAGGAGUAUGAGCGGGGCCUGAAGUACAUCCGGAUUCUCCUGAAGAAUGAACCAGGAAACACUCAGGCUCUGGACCUGGAGCAGCUCAUAGUGAAGGCCUUGAGGAAAGAUGGUUUGGUCGGCAUGGCUAUAGUGGGAGGAAUAGUUGGAGGAGUGGGCCUUGGCGUUGCUGGAUUGGCUGCACUCAUUGGAAUGGCUGUGUCAAAGAAGCUCUAAAAAUCAACCCUACCACCAAGCCCUUCCACAUAUACUCAGAAUGCCUCAAUGCAAUGCAGCGGAGUACAGUAUAACAAUCCUUUCCUUUAAAAACAUAAUCCAUCUCUUCAAUAUAAAUACCAAUAAUUAUCUCUUUGUAAUCUAACCAGAAGUGCAAUUAUAGCUUAUAAAAGGGAACAUUAAAGUCAAAUGUUGGGUCACAGCUGUUUUUGUUACAUAAGACAUUUUUAGUAUUGCUGCAUAGAGACAACCUAGUUUGAACUGCAACCACUUUUAGUGUUUUAGUGAUGCAGUGGCUUAACUGAACCUGUACACAUGGUAAAAAUAUAAUCUAUAUUAAUCAAACAUAUUAAUUCAUUCUAUUUCAGUUACCAUAACACACGCGUGAGUCAACUAAGCAAUUCAUCUUACAUAAAAUCUAGAAAGGUUUCAAAUGCAUUUCUGGGGCUAAUUGUCCCAAUUAUUUUAAUUGCCACAUUAGAUGCUUUGAGAUGUUGAUCUCUACUUCUAAUAGGGGGAAAUAUUAAGAUGUGAAAAAUGCAUAAACCAAAAGUAUAUGCAUGAGUAUCUCAUAGUUUGUUCAGAAGUUUGUGGAAAGACUGGUAUGUUGUAGUUGUGCUGCUCAACCACAAGAGGGCAAUAUCUGGUUUAGGAUUUCAAGAACAGUUCUGGGCAAAACGUCCUGAAAGCUUUCCCUACUCUGGUUUCUCUUGCAAAUUCUAGAGGCUUUGUCUUGAGAUACAUGCACUUGGAUGUACAGUACCAGUGACAAGUUUGUACACACUGUCACCCAUUAAAGUGUGGGCACUUUCUUGGCAGUGGGUUUGAACUAGAAGGCAGCUUGGAUGUAAAAAGCUGAAAAAAUAUUUCAAUAACUGGGUAAAAUGUUCAAACAGCAGUAAGUGUUUGUUUUACACACCCAAAGACCAGUAUGUAGCCAGGAGUCUGCUGAGUGCAGAGCUGUUGAUAUAAAAUGAAUGUGACACUAGAAUUAUUGCUGGUUAAAUUAACUGUGUGUGGAACCAGUUGCAUUUAUUAUUUUUUUUGCACUUAAUAGUAGUGAUUACAAUGACACAUUGUAAUGCCGAAGGAGAAUUCAAAUGCUAACGAGAUGUGGUUAUUAUAAAUUAAUCCUUCACCAUGAUGGAAUUCAAUUCAUAAUGAAAACAUGUUAUAUUAAAUUACUUUUU